Molecule: messenger RNA, 3134 nt
Organism: Ahaetulla prasina
Lineage: Eukaryota; Metazoa; Chordata; Lepidosauria; Squamata; Colubridae
Gene: LONRF3
Product: LON peptidase N-terminal domain and ring finger 3
Exons: 11
Coding region: 111-2177 (688 amino acids)
Molecular function (GO): protein binding
Source: RefSeq, a predicted model, not a curated record
AGCGAGUCGGGUGGGACGUGGCUCCGCUGCAGGAGCAGCAGCACCAGCAGCGAUCCGCGGCACAAGCAGCAGCAGCAACCGGCGCAAGGAACCCCGACGGCCGCCUCGCCAUGCUCCGCAGCCGCCGAAUAGGGCCGCCGCCUCCUCCGCCGCCGCCGCGGUCGCUGCUGCUGCUUGCUUACCGGAGGAGCUCCCGGUUUAGGCGAAGCGGCGUGGUUGAGCUGACGUCUCGCCCGGCUUCUCCGGCGGCGGCGGCGGCGAUGCUGCACCGUUUCCCGGCGCUGCGCGAGUUGGUGGGGCGCUUGAAGCGGCGUUUGGGCAACGGAGCCGGGAGGGCGGCGUGGAACGGAGCAGCAGCAGCGGCGGCUGCGGAGGCGGCGACGGCGGCGGCCAAGCGGAGCCCGCUGGGCUUCUUGGCUUGCGGGCAUUGCGGGGGUUUCCUCUGCGAUCCGGUCUCGCUCCUGUGCGGCCACACCUUUUGCAAAGAGUGCGCCGAGAGGCGGCGGGGGGUUCUCUUGCGACGCCGCGGGGCCACCCCGGCUACUUCUAACCCGACGGCCAGCCGGGCUGUCUGCAGCCUCUGCCCCGGUGCUCGGAUGGCUCAAUCCCGCCUGCGGGUCAACGUCAUCCUCGGCCACCUGUUAGCCAAGGGCUUCCCCGAGCAGGUGCGGGCGGCGCGGCUCCGCCACGAAGGGAACGCGCUGUGCAAGGAAGGGCGGCUGCGGGACGCGCUGCAGAAGUACGACCAAGCCCUCCGCUUGGCUCCUUCUGAUCAUUUGCUGUAUCGCAACCGGUCGCAAAUCAAUUCGACUUUGAAAUGCUACGAGGAGGCGUUGCACGAUGCAAAAAUAGCCUGUGAACUCCAGCCUUAUUGGGUGAAGGGCCACAUGCGCAAAGGCCAUGCUCUCAGUCUGCUGGGCAAGACGCGGGAAGCUUUCAGUGAGUUUUUGUUGUGCCUCGUUUUGGAGGGCGAGAACCAGGCGGCUAAAUCCCAGGGCCCCAAGGUUGAUAUGGACCAGGAAAACUGUGAAGACCAGAAGGUGACCAAUGGUGACAACUCAGGAAAACCCCUCCCUAACCCGGAAGGAAACCUGGAUGGAAAGGUUGAUCUCUCCUCACCCGUUGAGACUGUCGCUCAGAAAGAGGCACCCCAAAACAAUAAACGCCAGGCUGAAGUGGCUGCGGGUUCGGAUCUGCCCCCCAAAAUAGCCAAAAUGGAUGAAAGCGAUGAGCAAGAAGGACCCAAUGCUGAAAACUGCCUCGCCGUUGAUUGGCUGGAUCCAUCUGACAUGGAGUGUUCCCUCUGCAUGAGGCUCUUCUAUGAACCUGUGACCACCCCGUGUGGACACACCUUUUGCCUAAGAUGCCUUGAACGGUGCCUGGAUCACAACCCAGAGUGCCCCUUGUGCAAAGACGACCUCUUAGAGUGCCUGGCCAUGAAGAAACUUUGCAAGACCGUGUUGAUGGAGGAAUUGAUUGCCAAAUACCUUCCGGAGGAACUGGCUGAAAGAAAAAAACUUUACGAAGAAGAGAUGGCUGAAUUUUCCAACUUGAAUAAGAAUGUUCCCAUAUUUGUCUGCACGAUGGCCUAUCCCACUGUUCCUUGCCCUCUGCAUAUCUUUGAGCCCUGCUACCGACUGAUGGUCCGCAGAUGUAUGGAGACAGGAACUAGGCAGUUUGGCAUGUGCAUUAGAGAUCCCGUCAAAGGGUUCGCCGAUUACGGUUGCAUCCUAGAGAUAAGGAACCUUGAGGUCUUCGCCGAUGGGCGCUCCGUGGUGGAUAGCAUCGGCAAGAGGCGGUUUAAGGUCCUUCGCCACAGCAGGUGUGACGGCUACAACACGGCGGAUAUCGAGUACAUUGAGGACAAGAAGGUCGACGGAGAGGCGUCUGAGUACUUGACCAUCCUCCACAGUGCCGUGUAUGAUCAGGCCCGCACCUGGUUCCGCACUCUGAAAUCUUCACUCAGAGUACGCAUUAUCCAUCAUUUCGGUCCGAUGCCUGUUAAAGAACCAGACCCACAGGUGAACCCCGAUGGUCCCGCCUGGUGCUGGUGGAUCUUGGCCGUCCUUCCUCUGGAGAACAAAGCUCAGCUUCCUUUCCUAGCGAUGACUUCUUUGAAAGCCCGUCUGUACGGCAUCCGGAGCAUUCUGACCUUCCUCUUCCUCACUCAGAAGUGAAGCGGGGUGUGAAUUCCCCCUGCAAUCCGAGGCCUUUCUCUCUCACACACGCUCCUUCCAACUCGAUGGUGCCCGAUGGUGCCCGAAGGCUGCAAACGAACUUUACUACGAAGGGCCUUAAAUUCUCAGGACUUGAAUGGGAAAAAGAAAAAAAAAUGCUCCUUUUCUCUUAAGCUGCAAUAAUCUUCCAGCUGGUCCCACUUCGGUCUGCAAAGCAGAAACAGAAAUAUAUAUAUAUAUAUAUUUCUUUUUCAGCAGUUGCCUUUCAAGCGAAGUUCCUACAUUGUUCACUUAGAGGCGCCUGUCUAUAUAUUGUAAUAGAAUUUGACAAGACUUUGUCAGGGCGUCCUUUGAGUCAAGACUGGCUAUUAUUUAAUUUAAUCUUUUAUUUUGGAACCGUUGCAUUAAAACCAAUCCAGUUAAUGUGAAGCUUAAAAUAUUCACAAAUCGGGAAGAACCGAGUAGCCCCCCGCUUUGCCGGCGAACAUACCUUUACUUAAAAAGGCCAAAGCUUCGUUCAAAAGCGGAUGAAUUUUUUAAUUAAAAAAUUUGGCGGUCAAAAUCGGGGCCACCGGAUAUUUCCUGAUAUAUAUUUUUUUCUUUUUUUGCUACCAUAGAUUAACCUGACUUGUCUUCUGCAACAGGGGUCUCCAACCUUGGUCCCUUUAAGACUUGUGGGACUUCAAGCAAAGCUGGCUGAGGAACUCUGGGAGUUUGAAGUCCACAAGUCUUAAAGGGACCAAGGUUGGAGAUCCCUGUUCUACAAGGUCUGAAUUAUUUAACAAUUGUUUUCCUAAGGAUUCAGGAAUAACUCUGUUCAUUUUGGCUGCAGAAGUCUCUGCUUGAAUUUUGAUUUUCCACAGGUUUUUUUUCCCCCCCAGUUGUAAGUGCGAGAACCUCUGUGUGUUUACCCCAAAGUAAAUCCCAUUGCAUUAAAUGAUUAUUUUUGAGUGCUUU